GAGAUCUAAUCAAAAUCUCUCUCCGAAAAUGUUAAAGACGGAAACGAACAGCAAGCAGUGAGCGAGGGGAGAGGGAGGGAAUGGCGAGCUUAAGUAGUAGUAGCAAGCCUAGAAACUUCGGCGCGUACAGUCAUUACUACGCCACUCCCUGCACCCGCACGCACCAGAUUGGAGCUCUGUUUCUUGUCGUCUCCACCUUCUUCGUCACUAGGCUUUUCGAUCAGUGGUCAUCGGAAUCCAACUCCGUUACUCCAGCUAUUAACAUCCACCGUACUUCUUCCUCCGGGAUCACGAUCGAUAACGACAUUCCACGGUGGCCGGAGCGAGGGUACGGAUCCCACCUCUCGCUGAAGAUCUACGUAUACGACGAGAACGAGAUCGACGGUCUCAAAGAGCUGAUGUACGGUAGGGACGGUAGUGUCAAAACCACCGCGUGCUUGAAAGGCCAGUGGGGAUCUCAGGUUAAGAUUCACAAGUUGCUUAUGGACUCUACGUUUAGAACGAGUAAGAAAGACGAGGCGGAUCUGUUCUUCGUGCCAGCUUAUGUCAAGUGUGUGAGGAUGUUGGGAGGUCUUAAUGACAAGGAGAUCAAUCAGACUUAUGUCAAGGUUUUGAGUCAAAUGCCGUAUUUCAGAAGAUCGGGUGGUCGUGAUCAUAUUUUUGUUUUUCCCAGUGGGGCUGGAGCUCACUUGUUUAGGUCCUGGUCGACAUUUAUCAACCGUUCUAUUAUCCUCACUCCUGAGGGUGACAGGACCGACAAGAAAGACACUACUGCCUUCAAUACAUGGAAAGAUAUAAUCAUACCAGGAAAUGUCGAUGAUGCUAUGACUAAAAAUGGAAAGCCUGAUGUUCAGCCUCUGCCUUUGUCGAAGAGGAAGUAUUUAGCUAAUUAUUUGGGUCGUGCGCAAGGGAAGGCUGGUAGACUUAAAUUGAUAGACCUCUCGAAGCAGUAUCCCGAUAAGUUGGAGUGUCCAGACUUGAAGUUCAGCGGAACUGAAAAGUUUGGAAGAACAGCGUAUUUUGAACAUCUGAGGAACGCCAAGUUCUGCCUCGCUCCUCGUGGGGAAUCAUCAUGGACUCUUCGCUUUUAUGAAUCAUUCUUUGUGGAAUGUGUUCCGGUUCUCUUAUCUGACCACGCCGAGCUACCUUUCCAGAAUGUCAUCGACUACGCCCAAGUCUCCAUCAAAUGGCCAUCAUCUCGAAUAGGCGCAGAGCUUCUUGAGUACUUAGCUUCAAUACCCGAUAGAGACAUAGAAGGAAUGAUAGCUCGUGGUCGGAAAAUCAGAUGUUUGUUUGUGUACGGUCCAGAUUCUGCACCAUGCAGUGCGGUUAAAGGGAUUUUAUGGGAGCUUCAACGCAAAUCCAGACAUUUCCAGCAAUCGACUGAGACGUUUUGGCUGCACAAUGGCAGUGUUGUGAAUAGAGAACUGGUUCACUUUAGUAGCUGGAGACCUCCUAUGCCUCUACCGUGAGUGUUCUUCAGGUUUCAACAUCCCCACAAGAAUCUCCUUGUUUUGUAAGGCCUUUACACAUAGUUUUUGGGAUUGUGAAGUUAACAUACUAGACGAAAUAUUUUGUUAGUGAAUGUACAAGAUCUUAUCUUAUAUAUAAUAGCAAACCCCAGUUUCUGUCUC
Messenger RNA from Raphanus sativus (radish), 1634 nucleotides. Its product is annotated as probable beta-1,4-xylosyltransferase IRX10. The record is from RefSeq and is a predicted model, not a curated record. NCBI's taxonomy places the organism in Eukaryota, Viridiplantae, Streptophyta, Magnoliopsida, Brassicales, Brassicaceae. The transcript is spliced from 8 exons. Gene Ontology annotation, molecular function: glycosyltransferase activity. Bases 81 to 1472 code for a protein of 463 amino acids.